AUGGCCGCUACGUUACCUGAUCUUUGUUUUGAGGAAAUAUUCAGUCAUUUCAAGUAUGACUAUUCAACCUUAUACAAAUGUCUCCUAAUAAACCGAGUCUGGUGCAGAAAUGCGGUUCCACAUCUUUGGCGAUGUCCCUUUCGACAAUCUUUACCCACGCUCAACGCACAUCACCUGAUAAGAACGUAUACUUCUUGUUUAGAUGACGCAGAGCUCAGUUUACUUAGUUCCUAUGGUCUCAUAAUCCCGGAGAAAGGUGCGGCCUUCGAAUACGGAAGAUAUUUGGAAGAUCUUUCGUUCUGUUAUUUGAAUGAUGCAAUUCACAGUUGGAUGGUGUUCAAGGUAGAUUUUUGGAAUUACGAGACCAUAUCUCGUCCAGUAAGCACCGCAAUCUGUCAUAUGUUCAUGCGACAGAAGGCAAAGGUGAAAAACGUUAGAUUAUCGUGUCACGAGAUGAACCUUGGAAAGUUUCCAGAAACGAAAGCUUUCUCGGACAAUGGUCGUAGUUUACACCGAGUACAAAAUCUCGAGCUAUGUAUAGAUCGAUACUGUCUUUUUAAGAAAUCCGAAUUUCCCUUGGGAUUCCUAUUCCAGCUGGUAACAUCAUGCUUCAACAUUUCACACAUGAGGAUAAAUAUGAAUUAUAAUUGUCACAAACUUUUGCCGGACGUAAUAGCAGGGAUCAUUCGAGUUCAAAGAAAUCUUGAGGAGUUUAUUCUGAGCGAGACCACAAGUGUUGUCACAGCGUCCAUGGUGAAUGCAUUGGAAUCACAGACACAUUCAUUAACAUUACUAAGAUUUACCAACGUGAUCUUUGGAAGAAUAUCGCUGCAUUGGUUAAAUAGGUGUAAAAAGUUGAGAACGCUUGCAUUUGUAAAGUGUGACGGGCAAAUGAUGGACUUGAAUUUGUCAUAUCUAACGUUUCCCAUCAAGAAUCUGGAGAUAUUGUGUGAUAGGAUUAAUAUCACACCGAUGAGAAUAGCGGAAAUCAUUCGCAACAUUGGAGAAAAUUUAGAGGUUCUCAAGCUGAAUAUUGUGGAUCGAGCCAUCAUGAACAUUAUCUCUGCGUCUUGUCCGAACCUUGAGAUUCUCGAUGUUGAAGUUCCCGAAGAAAUGUAUGCGAUCGCGAAGCUGUGGAUAGGAAAUUUGGCGCUCAAGACGUCCAACUUGCAUUGCGAGGACACUUACAGUGAUGAUGAUGAGAUGGAUACCAAAUACAUUGUGUGA
Messenger RNA from Acaulospora morrowiae, 1227 nucleotides. Lineage: Eukaryota; Fungi; Glomeromycota; Glomeromycetes; Diversisporales; Acaulosporaceae. The record is from the annotation of a GenBank genome assembly.